Molecule: messenger RNA, 708 nt
Organism: Alternaria rosae
Lineage: Eukaryota; Fungi; Ascomycota; Dothideomycetes; Pleosporales; Pleosporaceae
Exons: 1
Coding region: 91-708 (205 amino acids)
Source: RefSeq, a predicted model, not a curated record
CAAAUCUCAAAUCUUCCUCGCGGCUGGCUCACCUAGGACCUUUUGGUGCUUUUCUGCAGUAACCAUAGUAACAUCCGCAGCCGCGUAGUGAUGGGUGAACGAAAGAGCCAACCGUCCUCAAAGAGUAACACACAUCGAUCCAAGAUGACUUCAGCAUCUAGCAGGUCGACCGCGACACAGAAUUCAUCUUCCGGAACCGCUAAGAUUGUACAAUGUCCAACGCAGACUCUUCAACGAUUGCGGCGCCUGAACGAAGCAGAAGUUAUCACCUUAUUCACCCCCUUCGUACCUCAUCCGCCAUCGACGACACUGGCGAAAGACAUGGAUCCUUUCGAGCCUCUCGGUCGCACUAUACCAAGACAAGUACGACACGUCCCAUACCGUCUGGACGCUGGUAUGACAGAGAUGCACGCCGAUUUUCUGCCCACCAGCGGAGCAGUCGUUAUCGUUAUAUGCGCCACCGCGAAUGUCAUCAGCAAUCAUGCUCAGGCUUUUGAACGGCAGCUCAAAUUUGGGCGAGGCAUUUCGAAGAAGAUCGCAAAGAGCGACGCUAUACCUGGGCUUCCAAUGAUCCUGAUUCUCAUCGACGAUGGAGCUACGGGCCAAGCCUAUGUCAAUGCGGCAUACGACUUCCCAGCCCUUGUCACUAUCAACGACUACACUACCGCAGCACUUGUGAGUGCAGUACAUGUCCUAUUUGGCAACUGA